Molecule: messenger RNA, 162 nt
Organism: Paracoccidioides lutzii Pb01
Exons: 2
Coding region: 1-162 (53 amino acids)
Source: RefSeq, a predicted model, not a curated record
AUGGAUCCGGUAUAUCUUCGUGAUAUUGCUGUACUGGAUGAAGGUCCAGAGUCAGAUGGCAGUAGGCAUGCAUCCGCUUCAGUUCCAAAAUCCAAAUCAAACAGGUUCAGGGGUUGCGAGCAGGAAACUACAUCCUCCUCAAAUGAAGGAACACCUGCGUAA